Messenger RNA from Drosophila melanogaster (fruit fly), 635 nucleotides. RefSeq names its product Ventrally-expressed protein D (gene VepD). Bases 76 to 321 code for a protein of 81 amino acids. The transcript has 2 exons. The record is from RefSeq and is marked reviewed. Lineage: Eukaryota; Metazoa; Arthropoda; Insecta; Diptera; Drosophilidae.
CAGUUGUCAACUGCAUAGCGGCCAGGACACACAUCUAGUCAGCGGAGUAAAUCAGCGUCAGUGAAAAAAGCCAAGAUGAUACCGCACAGCGAGAAUCCUUUUUCGAUCGAGGAUACUUACGUCGAGGAGCCACAGUUCUCUGAGCAGUGCGGCAACAGUCGUUGUGGACAGCCCCAAACUGCGUAUGAGGUCUAUCAGAGAAUCCUGCUAAGAUUACAAGCCCAGGAACAUACACGCUCCACAGAAGCCAAUGAAUAUGAGAUAAGGAAGAAGUUCUGGAUAGCCAGCUUCACUGGGAGGCCCUUGCAAUAUCAAUGUUAGUUGAACAACACAAAAGAAAACCAUAUCCCUGAUAGAAAAUAUAUCCAAAGAUAGACAGACAUUUGUUUUAAGCCUUUAUUAACUUUAUAGCCUUACUUUAGACAUUAACAGUUAAACUUAAGCUACUUACCCAUCAGAUUUAAAAUAAAAUAAUACUUUGAAAAAACCUGAAAUAUUUUAGUUAUGCAAACUCUUUAUAUGUUUAUUCAAUGUUUUUUCUUUUUCAUUUAUAAAUUUAUAAUAGUUUAUUAACUUAUUUUUAGACGCACUUUAAGGUCUUGAUGUGAUCUUCAUUUCGUUUUUUUUUUUUUUUU